Molecule: messenger RNA, 2510 nt
Organism: Monascus purpureus
Lineage: Eukaryota; Fungi; Ascomycota; Eurotiomycetes; Eurotiales; Aspergillaceae
Source: the annotation of a GenBank genome assembly
GGUUUACCCUCCAGGCAUAUGAGUACCAGUAGACACGAAGAGUGACUCAGAGUGAUUCUUUCCACAGCUGCACCAUGGCUUUUCAUUCUUAGCGGAAAACAUGUCAGAUUACUGCAGAGUAUUUAUUGCUCUUUAUCGCCACCCUGUCCGACACCCCACGGCAUAAAAAGGCGGUAGGGUCCGUGGCGUGCCUGAAAUUGUUCCGUCUUCAUCACUAAAGGACUACUAAUACGCGGUUUUGUCUCCAACGCAUGAUGGCUGCAGACGCUUCUGGGGUAGAGGAUUUGUUAAAGAGGUCAUUAUAUGUUUAUAAUCUUCCACAGGAGCUCCUUGGGACUCUAACUACAAAAGCCGGUGAACAGGUCACUUCUCUCGAGACGAACACUGAGGACGUUCGAAAGAAUGUUGAUUCCGAAAUCGAAAAUCAUUUAGUAUCUAAAUCGACAUCUUGUGGUCUUUGCAGCAUAUCCUUCCUGGGCGUCCAAGAGCACAGAGACCAUGUCAGGUCAGACCAUCAUAGAUAUAAUGUGAAGGCGCAGCUGCGAGGGAACCGUACGCUUAACGAGGUCGAAUUUAACAAGGCGAUCGGGGAAUUGGAUGAAUCAAUAUCCGGCUCGGAGUCUUCGGAGGACGAGGACGAUGAGCAAGGCGAGCUGCAAUCCGCAGACGCGACUCUUGGGGCCUUGCUGAAAAAGCAGGCUAGGAUAUCCGAAGCGAAUGGAGACGAUGAACAAGCGCCUAAGAAUGCUUCGACUGGAAGAAGCCCUUUAUUCUGGUUAUCAAGCUCGUUGCUGCCUUCUAACGUCUCUCUGGGCAUCUACAGAGCUCUUUUCACGAGAGUCGAACAGGAUGAACCUGGGCACCUUGUCGAUUCAUUACGGAAAAAACAGCUGUCGCCCAUAUAUCCACAACGAAACAAUAGUUCUGUUCCAGAAAACCCCCCUCCACCUGCGCCGCAUGUCUUCUUAUGCAUGAUAGGCGGCGGUCAUUUUGCGGCGAUGUUGGUUUCUCUGGCUCCAGAGAUCCACCGUCGUCAGGGAGGUGUUGAGGAGAGGCAAGCUCGAGUUAUUGCACAUAAGACUUUCCAUAGAUAUACCACUCGACGAAAACAGGGUGGCUCGCAGGCUGCCAACGAUUCUGCUAAAGGAGCCGCACACUCAGCAGGCUCUAGUUUGAGACGCUAUAAUGAAGCUGCGCUUGAAAAGGAGAUUAGAGAAUUAUUGGGCGAAUGGAGACAGAUGAUUGAUAAAGCAGAGCUACUGUUCAUCCGGGCUACUGGGAGUACAAACAGAAGAAUUCUGUUUGGCGCCUAUGAAGGGCAAUUCUUGAAGCAGAAUGAUCCGAGGCUGAGAGGCUUUCCUUUCAGUACCAGACGAGCUACGCAAGCCGAGCUCAUGAGGUGCUUCAAGGAACUUACAAGGGUAAAAGUGAGCCGGGUUGACGAAGCCGCCCUUGCAGCGGAAGCCAAGCAGCGGGAAGCAGUCUCGAAGCCGCCAACACCAGUACCUCGCCAGCAGAAGCCAAAGAUCACAAAGGAAGAUGAAGCCACAAUGUUACACACCACUCAAAUCCAAGCCCUGAUCCGUCGCUCGAAGAUACCCGCACUGAUGUCUUAUAUUUCUAAGAACUCGAUACCCGCAUCCUUUAGAUUCAGGCCCUCCGAUUCUCCACAGAAUUUCCGUUGUCCUACACCGCUCCAUUUUGCGGCGAACACUAAUUCCUCGUCCGUUGUUCUAGCCCUUCUUACAAAGGCUGGCUUUGAUCCGACGGCAGUUAAUGAUGAAGGGAAGACGCCCUUUGAGCUCGCUGGAGAUCGAGCUACUCGCAAUGCUUUUCGCAUUGCCCGCCACGAACUCGGUGAGUCGAGUUGGAACUGGGAUGCAUCACACAUCCCGUCGGCGCUUUCCAAGGAGGACGUGGACAGCAGAAUGGAGAGAGAACGGAAGGUAGCUCAAGAGGAAGAGGCAAACAGGCGUAAGGCCGAAAUGGAACGCCUAAGGAGGGAAGAAGCCGAGAGGGCAGCUUGCGCCCAGCCCCAGAAGACCGGUGGGCGAACUCUAGGAGCUAUUGAGAAGACUGCCGCGGAUAAGAGAGAGGAAGAGAUGCGGGGAAUGACUCCCGAGAUGAGAAUGAGGCUGGAAAGAGAGCGCCGGGCAAGAGCUGCUGAGGAACGCAUUCGACGGAUGCAAGGGAAAUGACAGCUGGGACGGGCACUGCCAUGAUUUUCAUUUCGAGCCAUACUGUACUAGAAGUGCCAUCGAUACUCGAAGAUAAUGCCAGCCGUUCUUCAGCCUAUAUUCCGUGAUUUAGCGAUUUUCAUGAAAUAGGAUUUACAAUCUGGUGCCGUAGGUGGUUGUAUAUCUGUAAGAGACAGUGAAGAUGUAUUCUGCGCUAGUAAGAAUCACAGCACAAAUUCCGCAUUGGCAAGCUGCCAGACUUCAUUUUACAUAUUUAUAUGUCGUUGGAAUUUCCGAGAAUGUCUGGCAGAGAAUAUGAAAAGAUGGAUUCAC